AUGAGGGGAAACAUUCAAAAAUCAAAUUCAACUAAAGAAACUCCUAAAAACUCCCAAAAAAUGUCAAAAUUCUUUUUUGCCCUUGUAAUAGUCACAAUUGUUUUUAUUCAUUGUUGUGAUGCUGGUAAAGGUAAAAACAAACAAAAAUCAAAGCCUCAGUCUACUUUCUCUAAUCCUGCCGCAGGUCUUUAA
Molecule: messenger RNA, 192 nt
Organism: Meloidogyne enterolobii
Lineage: Eukaryota; Metazoa; Nematoda; Chromadorea; Rhabditida; Meloidogynidae
Source: the annotation of a GenBank genome assembly